AUGUCUUUAUCUAUGGAAGAUAUUAAAAUUGUUGCCAAAACAAUAUCAGCUACAACAGAUAAAUCGAAUUAUAACUCAAUAAUUAAAUUAAUCAAAGAACUAGAUAUUGAAGAUGAAUUACAAUUAGAAGAUGAUAAUGUCGAAAAGAAAUACAGAUUCCUCGUAGUAUCGCUUUUCCAAAUAUUUAAAAAGCUAUUUAGUCGCGGAGAUUUGACUUUAUCUAACAAAUCAAAUGAGAUAAAACAAUUCAUUCAAUGGUGUAGAAAAAUUUAUGAUUCAUUUAAAAUUAAAUUACUAUUCAUCAUAUCGUCUUUGACCUUUGAAACCUCGUUAGCAUUAGAUUCAUUAGAUUUAUACAUGCAAUUAAUUGAAUUAGAAUCUAUCCAUUUCGCCUCCAAGAAAGGUGCUCCAUUCUUCCCUAAUAAAACUUUGAAAAACUUAAUGAUAGCAAUGUGGAGAUCAAAUAUUCAACAAGAAUUGGAAAUAAAUAAUUCAACUGGACAAUCUGGAAACUUCAUUCUUUUGGAAUUUUUGGAUAAAUAUUAUAAACCAAAUGCUGAUAUACAAUAUUAUGUACAAUCUGAAUUCAAUAAUAUCCUUGAACAACAAGAAAAAGAAACAAAUUCAGAAGAGAAAAAUUUACUAUUGCAUAACGGUGGGAAAUGGCUAACUUUGAUGAACCAUGAUAAUCAUUGUUCAAAUGAAAAUGUUGAUCUUGAAAUUUAUGUAUCAAAUCCACCACAAACCAUUGAAAAUGAAUCCAAAUUCAAAUCUUUCAUGGAGAAAAAUUGGCUACAUAUCUUAAAUUCUCAACAUUUAUCAUUGCAACAAUAUAAAACAAUCUUACAAAUUUUACAUAAAAGAUUGAUUCCAUAUUUUCACUCACCAACAAAACUAAUGGAUUUCUUGACUGAUUCCUAUAAUUUAGAAGACGCCGGUGUCAUACCAAUCCUGGCAUUAAAUGGGUUAUUCGAAUUAAUGAAACGUUAUAAUUUAGAAUAUCCAAAUUUUUACACAAAACUAUAUCAAUUAAUUACACCAAAUUUAAUGCAUGUGAAAUAUAGACCAAGAUUCUUCAGAUUAAUGGAUAUUUUCCUAUCAUCAUCACAUUUAUCAGCACAUUUAAUAGCAUCAUUCAUUAAAAAAUUAUCAAGAUUCACAUUAAACGCAUCACCAUCAGCUAUCGUCUCAGUAAUCCCAUUCGUUUAUAAUUUAAUCAGGAAACAUCCAACAUGUAUGAUAAUGUUACAUAACCCACAAUUUUUAUCGGAUCCAUUUCAAACUGAAGAAGAAAUAUUAAAUUUGAAAAACUUGAAGACCAAUUAUAAAGAUCCAUUCGAUAUAACAGAAAUAAACCCAGAAUUAACACAUGCAUUAGAUUCAUCUCUUUGGGAAUUGGCAACGUUAAUGAACCAUUAUCAUGCUAAUGUUGCCACGUUAGCUAAGAUCUUCGCUCAACCAUUUAAGAAAAUGAGCUAUAAUAUGGAAGAUUUUUUGGAUUGGGGGUACGAUUCAUUAUUAAACGCUGAAUCUUCAAGGAAAUUGAAAGUUUUACCUGUCUUGGAAUUUGAAAAAUUCGAUACAUUAUUUAAUGAUAAUAAAGAUGCUUCUGAUCAAGAUAAGAAUGUCUAUUUGGAAGGUAUUGAAUGGUAA
Molecule: messenger RNA, 1653 nt
Organism: Naumovozyma dairenensis CBS 421
Lineage: Eukaryota; Fungi; Ascomycota; Saccharomycetes; Saccharomycetales; Saccharomycetaceae
Gene: NOC4
Product: ribosome biosynthesis protein NOC4
Exons: 1
Coding region: 1-1653 (550 amino acids)
Biological process (GO): ribosome biogenesis
Cellular component (GO): small-subunit processome; nucleolus; Noc4p-Nop14p complex
Source: RefSeq, a predicted model, not a curated record